Engraulis encrasicolus (European anchovy) is the source of this 2573-nucleotide messenger RNA. It is a transcript of the gene slc44a4, whose product is annotated as solute carrier family 44 member 4. Gene Ontology annotation, cellular component: plasma membrane. The record is from RefSeq and is a predicted model, not a curated record. Gene Ontology annotation, biological process: choline transport; thiamine pyrophosphate transmembrane transport. Bases 154 to 2337 code for a protein of 727 amino acids. Lineage: Eukaryota; Metazoa; Chordata; Actinopteri; Clupeiformes; Engraulidae. The transcript is spliced from 23 exons. Gene Ontology annotation, molecular function: thiamine pyrophosphate transmembrane transporter activity.
AGAUUGGUUUGUCUCUUGUCAACCUGGCAACAGCAGCACAGUUUCUCCAGCCAAUCUCAUUGGCCUUGUUUCUCUUAAAUUUAUGCCACAAGGACACUUGAAGCAGGUCGAGAAAAGAAAAUCCACUGGGCUGUGAGGAAGCUAAUCGGGUCGAUGGGGAAAAGCAAAUCGGAGCCAAAAGACAAAUCAGAGGAGAAAUCUGAAAGCUCGGAAUAUGGGGAACCGGUUAAGUAUGACCCAACAUUCAAUGGACCCAUUCACAACAGGAGCUGCACUGAUAUCCUCUGCUGUGUGCUGUUCAUGGUGGUGCUCGGCGGCUACGUAGUAGUGGGCAUGCUGGCCUGGCUCUAUGGGGAUCCACGUCAUGUUCUCUACCCCAGGAAUUCCACUGGCAUGUUUUGUGGCAUAGGACCAAAUGAGGGUAAGUCCAAUGUCUUCUACUUCGACAUUCUCAAGUGUGCCACAGGGACCAACAUCAUGGCUGCCGCGCUCAAUGGCCUUCAGUGUCCCACCACCCAGGUGUGUGUGUCCCAGUGUCCCAAAGCCUUCUGGGCCCUGGACCCUCUGGCCUACCUCCCCGGAGCAGACCCAAAAGACUACUUCACACAGGAGCUGUGCGUCCCCUCCUUCGACUUGGAUACCACUACUCUGACACCAACACAGAUUAAAGACCAAGAGCUAUGUCCCGUCUUUCACACGCCGACAACACCCAUUUUAGGGAGGUGUUUGCCUUCGUUGCUCAAUCUCGAGAUUCCCACAAACUUCUCCAUUGACGGGCUGACGCCGAAUCAGACAGUGGAUGCCAUCAAGGCAGGCACGGGUGACAUUGUGUCGAGCUUCAACGCCAAGGAAAUCGGCGUUCGCAUCUUUGAGGACUUUGCGUCGUCAUGGCAGUGGAUCGUGGUAGGCCUACUGAUCGCCAUGUUGGUGAGCCUGCUCUUCCUGCUGCUCCUGCGUUUCCUGGCUCCCAUCCUCAUCUGGGGGCUCAUCAUCGGACUGCUGGGCGUCGGCGCCUUUGGUAUUUUCUACUGCUGGCGGGAGUGGGAUGCACUAAAGAACACCUCCACCACCCUCCAAGAUAUCGGCCUCACCACCGACGUCCAAGUCUACCUCCAGGUCAAAGACACAUGGCUCGCUUUUUUGAUCAUCGUGAGUGUGUUUGAGGGGAUUAUCCUGCUGACUCUCAUCUUCUUGCGCACGCGAAUUCUCAUCGCCAUCGCUCUCAUCAAGGAGGCCAGCAAGGCGGUGAGUCACAUGAUGUCUACCCUCUUCUAUCCAAUCGUCACCUUCCUCAUGCUGCUGGUGUGUUUCUCAUACUGGGGCAUCACAGCCUUAUACCUGGCCACCUCUGGGGGUCCUGUCUACAAGCUGGUGGCCCUGAACGCCACUGAGGGAGACUGCACUGGCAUCAACGGGACAGAGACCUGCGACCCAGCCACCUUUAACUCCACCAGUUAUGCGUCGUCGUGCCCGUCUGCGCGCUGCAUGUUCAUCAAGUAUAACGACGAGGGCCUGUUCCAGAGGAACCUCUUCAACCUGCAGAUCUAUAACGUGGUGGCCUUCCUGUGGUGCAUGAACUUUGUGAUCGCGUUGGGCCAGUGCACCCUGGCGGGGGCCUUCGCCUCCUACUACUGGGCCUUCAGCAAGCCUGACGACAUCCCCACAUUCCCCCUCGUGGCCUCCUUUAUGAGGAGCAUACGAUACCAUGUGGGCUCGCUGGCGUUUGGCGCUCUGAUUCUCACUAUUGUCCAAGUCAUCAGGAUGAUACUGGAAUACCUAGACCACAAGUUCAGAGCGUCUCAGAAUAGCGUGGCCAAGUUCUUCAUGUGCUGUCUGAAGUGCUGCUUCUGGUGCCUGGAGAAGUUCAUCAAGUUCCUUAACAGGAACGCUUACAUCAUGAUCGCCAUUUACGGGAAAAACUUCUGUGUGUCGGCCAAAAAUGCCUUUUCGCUGCUAUUAAGGAACGUUGUGAGGGUGGUGGUGCUGGACAAGGUGACAGACCUGCUGCUGCUGUUUGGGAAGCUGUUGGUGGUCGGAGGAGUCGGUGUGCUGUCCUUCUUCUUCUUCUCCGGUCGGAUUAAGCCUCCAGAUCACAUGUUCCAGGCCACCGCCCUCAACUACUACUGGAUGCCAAUCAUCACGGUGGUGGUGGGGUCCUAUAUGAUCGCUCAGGGAUUCUUCAGCGUCUACAGCAUGUGUGUGGACACACUCUUCCUCUGCUUCCUGGAGGACCUGGAGCGUAACGACGGCUCGAUGGAGAAGCCCUACUUCAUGUCCAAGAACCUGAUGAAGAUCCUCAACAAGAAGAACAAGAAGCCCAAGAACGAAGAGGAGUGAACCAAGAGGACUCCUACCACACACACACACACACACGCACACACACACACACACACACACACACACACACACACACACACACACACACACACACACACACACACAACCCCAUACGUCAUCUGAACACUGAAAAGAGACUGGCAGCCAUUAGUCAACACCCCUCCACACACAUCAUCAUCCAAUGUACCCCACCCACCGAACAAAGAAACAAUAACAACAAAACCCAUGUAUUUCAA